CGGAAGGGUACCUAGUCCUCACGUCUUCCCUCUCGUCUUCCCCGAGAACCCUAAAACAAAUUUGUAGGCCCCAAGAAACCCUACAAAGGUCAAAACACACGGCCCCUCUCCAUCUUCUCUCGCAGGGGUCUCCUUCUGCCGUCCCCAACUCCGGCGAAAUCCCUCGCUGCAACCAGUGCAACCCAGCUCAUUGAUGACAAAUGAUGGCCUCUGCCUGCGUAAACAAUGUCACCCUCCCGCCGGAAUCCUUCCCCCCAGCCAGCCAAUCAUCUUACGGCGUUCUCAGAACUAACAUCUCCCCUACCACGGUGGACGUCGUAGUUGCUAAUACAUCGCAUUCUGCCGUUUCGACGGUGGAUUCCUCCCGAAGCUCUGCGGAUCUCAUCGAUUUCGAAUUCCAUCUUGACGAUCCCGUCGCCAUGCUGCCCGCGGACGAGCUCUUCUCCGAUGGAAAGCUCGUGCCGCUCCAUCUGACAACGUUGCGCACCUCGGAAGGGGAGAAUCACUCCACGGGGUCGGAUGGGAAGCUGUGGUGCGGAACGGAGGUCGGAUCGAAUGAGUUAGUUUUCUCCCCGAAAGCACCGAGAUGCACGACGAGGUGGAGGGAGCUGCUUGGUUUCAAGAAGUUGCAGAACCCGAAGAUGCUUUCCGAUCAGUCGAAGCCCGCAUAUUCGCCGGAAGCUGCUACUCCUGGAAUAAUUGAGCCGAUACCAGUAGCGAAGAGCCCUAGGGGCAAAUCAUUCAGACAUCUUCUCCUCAACUACUCCAAGUCUUCAAUCGAUCCAUCGCUCAGCCUCCCCCUUCUCCACGACAGCGAAGCUGAGUCGGUGACAUCCUCCAUCUCCACUCGCCUCUCUAUUUCCUCUACUUCCUCUGGUCUUGACCACGAGGACCUUCCCCGUCUUUCCCGAUCCGGCGGGCGGCGGAACCCCGCCGCACUGGUUCCUGCGCGUGGGGUUUCCGUCGAUAGUCCGCGCAUGGACCCGUCCGGUAGGAUCAUAUUUCAAGGCCUGGAAAGAAGCUCAAGUAGCCCUGGAAGCUUCAAUGGCAGACCGAGGACUAAAUUCCGUGGAAUGGAGAGAUCCUUCUCUGCACACGUUAGGGUCCCUUCCGUGCUAAACGUUCCUGUUUGCUCCCUCAGGAGAUCUUCGAAGCCCGUCUCCCUGUUCGGAUUCGGUCAGCUCUUCUCCCACCCGCGGAAGGAUAGAGUAUCAUCGUCUUCCUCCCGGGCGGCGAUGCAGGCGGGGGGCCGCCGAUAA
Molecule: messenger RNA, 1259 nt
Organism: Phalaenopsis equestris
Lineage: Eukaryota; Viridiplantae; Streptophyta; Magnoliopsida; Asparagales; Orchidaceae
Exons: 2
Coding region: 201-1259 (352 amino acids)
Source: RefSeq, a predicted model, not a curated record